UAACUUCACCAGAGGAAACUUAGAGCAGAGGCUCAGAAGUGUGCGCUCCAUGAGGAGAGAGCAUGCCAGGCUGACACCCUGCUGGAUACAAUGCCACCCACCAGAGCUGGACUACCAGGCUGAGAAGCCACCCCCAGCACCUCACCCCCUGGCACCGACUUCUCCUUUACUCACAACUAUUGCAUUAUUGGAAUAAGACCCGCUGGCACCUGUCCUGUGCCCCCCGAAGACCCUUUGGAGCUGCCUUGAUGAUGCCCCUCUGCUGGAUCUAACCUUACAAAGUGACACCAUGUACACAGAGGAGAACAUAACCAUAGAUGCUCCAAAUGCCACUGUGCUGGGUACCUCGGGCAGCCCCACUGGCAGCAUACCCCCCACCAUCCCAGCGGUCAUGUUCAUAUUUGGGGUGGUGGGGAACCUGAUUGCCAUCAUUGUCCUGUGCAAAUCCCGCAAGGAGCAGAAGGAGACCACUUUCUAUACCCUGGUCUGUGGACUGGCACUGACUGAUCUGCUUGGCACCUGCUUGGUGAGCCCAGUGACCAUUAUUACCUAUAUACAGAACCGGUGGCCCGGCGGCGAAGCCCUGUGUGAGUACGGCUCCUUCAUCCUACUCUUCUUUGGACUAUCAGGUCUCAGCAUCAUCUGUGCCAUGUCCAUUGAGAGGUAUCUUGCCAUUAACCAUGCCUACUUCUACAACCAUUAUGUGGACAAGAAGCUGGCAGGACUCACCCUGUGUGCCAUCUAUGUAUCCAAUGUCAUCUUCUGCGCCCUGCCCAGCAUGGGACUGGGGAAGUCCACCUUCCAGUACCCCAACACCUGGUGCUUCAUAGACUGGAGGACCAACGUGGCCACCCAUGCUGCCUACUCGUACAUGUACGCCGGUUUCAGCUCCUUCUUGAUCAUGGUCACCGUGCUGUGCAAUGUGCUGGUGUGCGUGGCGCUCAUCCGCAUGCACCGGCAGUUUGUGCGCAGGACUUCCCUGGGGACCGAUAACCGGAUCACAGAUAUCAGGAGACGGAGGAGCUUCAGGAGAAUGGCCGGGGCAGAGAUCCAGAUGGUUAUCAUUCUCAUAGGAACCUCAGUGGUGGUUCUCAUCUGCUCCAUCCCUCUUGUGGUUCGGGUUUUUGUCAACCAGCUCUAUCGACCUCCAGUAGAGACAGACAUUGCAAGCAACCUAGAUCUGAGGGCCAUCAGAAUUGCGUCAGUGAAUCCUAUCUUGGAUCCAUGGAUUUAUAUUCUCCUCAGGAAGACUGUACUUAGCAAAGUCAUUGAAAAGAUCAAGUGUCUCUUCUGCAGGAUCGGCAGUGGCAGGAGGCCACAUUCUGCAUCAAGCUUCAACUGCACCGAGGGCAGAAGAGCCUCCUCGGUUAUGUCAAGUCAUUCCCCUUCGUUUGUGUCGAGAGAGCUCAGAGAAGUUAGUUCUACGUCGCAGACUUUACUCUACCCUCUUGAACUGAGUGAUGGGAGCUUCAGGAGUAGCACAGUUUUACCAGGGGCUAUGACAGCUAUAAAUCUCCCAGGAGCUCCAGACAGGACGUUACGUGGUUCUGACCAGUCAGUUUCUUCUCAGGGUCCAGAUUCUGAGCAAGUACUUCUAGUAAACGAGACUCAGCCACCACAAGUCACUCAGAAUGGCAAUUCAUCCAAGGGAAACCCACUUCACGUCACUUUUCCAGAUGAUGCAUUGAAUGUAUCCGAGAAAUGUAUAUAGGAACUUCAGGUUGCCCGCCUUGCACAUUUAGAUCUAGAUAACAGCGUUGAGGCCAAAACACAAUGGUCCAGUUAUGUCUAAGACAGGGUUUCAUCAGAAAUCUGAUAGAUCUUGAGGAUGUGGCGGUCUUCACCAACGUUGUCCCGAUGUGCUGGGUUGUCUGGCACCAUUGACUUUUCCAUUGGCACUUUUUGAUGAUCAGUUCCACCAGUGGUGGCUGCUUUAGAGGAGAUAAGACGAUCAAUUGUAAGACUCCUGACACUUUCUCUGACAAAUCAAAUUUGUCUUCUAGAUGAUGAAUGUCUAUAUGUCUAGCAAAGCUUUAACAAAUGUGAAUUUUCAUUGAUGUAUGUAUAUGGGAUUUUUAAUGUAUUUAUUGUCUUCUCCGUGAGAAGGUUUUUAGAUUCAAACGUCUAGAUAAAAGAAUUAAAGGGCAAUGUCCUCCUUUUUCAAGAAUAUUGCUCAAGAGCUUUUAUUAACGUCCUAAAAAAUAAAGUUUUGCACUAAAUUGAGACACUUUUUGGCAACAUUGAUAACCUAGGCCAGUGGUGGACUUUGUGCACGUCCACCACCGUGUGGGAAUGGACGUAUGAUCUUUCGAACAUAAUGCAGUCCAUAGAACGGACGGCUCAACUUGAUAAUUUUGUCAGAUAUUAGAUGGGCUAGUAGCUAGUUGAGGCCCUUCUACCAUGACUUCUGCUAUCACUUCUCAGGUGGCCCCAAGCCGUAGUAGGGGCAUAGAUUCAACCACUAAAUAUUUAGUUGGGGAGAACAAUCAUUUCUUGGUUUACUUAGAUUAUAACUUUCUCAUUAAGAUAAAGAUAACCAGUUUGUAGAACAUUUUCCUGCCUUUAAAAGGGUCCUACCUUUACGCUCUUAGGGUACAUUUAUAAAGGGGGGCAUCCUGUUAUCAGGACUGGUAUCUACAGUAGAGACCACUGGAAGUUAUGUCACUUAAGCUCUCUAAGACCAUCAAAAUCCAUUGGAAACAAUAGCAGACAGCCAUUGAUUUCAAUGAUUCAGCUGGUGCCAGAGGAGCCAGGUAGAACAUAUUCCCAUAAAAAUUCAUAUAAAGAUUUAGCACAGCUGAAUUUGUCAAGUCUGGUUAGAAAUAUCCAGUCCAAUCUAUUUUUUAUCCAUGAAAAAAAAUCAGGGAAGGACAUUCCACCAGUGACUUAUGUUGUGCACAAUGCAUGUGAACAUUGAGCCUGCGUACACAAAAAUUUCUCUAUGUGAUACUGAUGGGUAUAUUACUUAUAAUUAUGUCAUUGCAAUGUUAUGUGCAGUCUGGAGAUGCUGUGUUCAUAUCCAGAAGUGGUCACAUCAGGUUCUAUCUGCUAUACAUCAGGCUGCCUCUCCAUGCUGCACAGACUUGUUUAGGUUCCUCACCCUUAGGCAACAGGACGCACAAGAAUGAGAAUCAAUCAUGUAAAUCAAGGGGGAAAUUUGCAGAAAGGAGAGAGAACCACCAUAAGCCGAGUCAUGACCCCGUCGGCUGACCACAACCCUUCUUCGGAGAACAUUCCACCAUUUGCACAGUACAUUCUCUGCGCUGUUCCGUCCAUUCCAUAUAACACUCUUUUAUCCAUUGACUAUUGUGCAGUGUGAGCCCCCAAUGAAUUUGUACAACCGUGCCUAAUGCCAAGUCCGGCCCCAACCUUCAUAGAUUGUUCAACCAAAUGGAGCACUUACCAAGUUAGGGUUGGUUACUCCUUUUCUGAAGGAACAUUAUCAUGGAGCAUGUUCUGUUGCUUUCCGCGGCCAUGUGAAUUGUUUUAUUGUAAUUGCAUUCUGAAUCUGUAUUCGUCAAACCGUUUGAUUGACCAAUAGUUUGUGUUUGGGGGGAAUCACAAUAAAAUUAUGUUGUUGAACUCAU
Messenger RNA from Bufo gargarizans (Asiatic toad), 3587 nucleotides. RefSeq names its product prostaglandin E receptor 4 (gene PTGER4). Gene Ontology annotation, biological process: adenylate cyclase-activating G protein-coupled receptor signaling pathway; inflammatory response; negative regulation of inflammatory response. The record is from RefSeq and is a predicted model, not a curated record. Lineage: Eukaryota; Metazoa; Chordata; Amphibia; Anura; Bufonidae. Bases 290 to 1711 code for a protein of 473 amino acids. Gene Ontology annotation, molecular function: prostaglandin E receptor activity. The transcript is spliced from 2 exons. Gene Ontology annotation, cellular component: plasma membrane.